AUGAGGAGAGGAAGCUACGACGACGCUGCAGCUGCUUUACGCCCUGUGAGUAUUAAUCAAUCACUAUUGAUUAUUAAUUCAAUGAUAAACUGUAAAAAUGUCUGUGGGAGCAGAGAUGUGGACCAACCUGCUCCAGUGUUGAAAUCUCUGGUUUGAAUUUCUUCACAUUUUUAUUAAAUACCCUGAAAAUCUGAAAUCUUUUUAUUAUUAUUUAUUUAAAUAAAGUUCAAAAUAAUGAAACUCUGAAUCCACGUUCCUGCAGAGUGAGUCUUAAAUUAGGCUCUGAUGUUUGAAACCAACACAAUUUAAACUACACACACACACACACACACACACACACACACACACACACACACACACACACACACACACAGAUACAUUUCGACUUACUGUAAAAUUCUCUGUGCAGAAAAACUUUAAAAAGUCUUUUUUUACACAGAAGCUCCACACUGACGCUCGUAUUUUUGUUUUUCUGUUUGGAAAGAAAAAGAGAAAAAAAAACAAAGAAAAUAUUCAGUAAAUUAAAAAUCUGAACCAUCUUCUCUGCGUCAUUAUGACGUGAGACGAACUUAAAACAUGAAGUUAAUCUGGACCUGAUAUUUUCCUUUUCCUGUGAACGAACAAAAGAGUUUAAUGAGACGGACGUGUCCUGUUUUAUUACAAAACAGAGAGGCUGAAAGAGAGAGAGAGAGAGAGAGAGGGAGAGAGAGAGAGGGAGAGAGAGAGAGAGAGAGAGAGAGAGAGAGAGAGAGAGAGAGAGAGAGAGAGAGAGAGAGAGAGAGAGGGAGAGAGAGACUGUAUAAACUGUAUAUACUAAAUCUCCCAUAAUAGUCUCUGAUGUUAAUGUCUUGGUGUUGCUAGGCAACGUUCCGUAUGGCUACCGUUUAGUCGUCUGCUGCAGGUGUGUGACUGAGCAUGUGCGGCUCUAAUAACCGUUUUUAACCCUUUUGAACCUGCAGGUUUCUUCUGUUUGUCAAAUUAAGAGUUUAGAAAUAAAAACAAAAACCUUUUUAUCUUUGAGUUUUAGUGAAUAUUUGAACUUUUCACUAAAAUCUCAUUUAACAUUGAAGAGUUGGAAAAUUCAAACCUGCGUUUGUCAAAGUUUGAGAUGAUCGAGUUCUUCUGUAGAUUUAGUUUUUAUUCUCUGUCUUUGCAGGACGUCAGACACCUGACCCAGAGGCGGCGCUCUGCCCCGUCGCUGGUCUUUGCGAAGGCGUUGGGGAUGCCAUGGUCUCCGAUCAGGUUUGUUUUUUUUAUGUCUGUUUUUAGAAAUAUUUGCACAAUAAUUUUAAUUUUUUUUAUAAUUGAUGCACUCAUAACAGAAAAAACCAUGUUCCAUAUUUUAUGAUUGAUUAAUUGGUUUAUUAUCAGGAGUUAUAAUGUCUGAAACUAAGAUCCAUAUGUUGUUCCUUCAUAUAUGUCCAAACUAACACUAACCUUUGGCACUUCUUCACAACAUUACUGUGACCUCUGACCUGUAGGCAGCAGUCAGGUCCCUCUUUACUUCGAUGAACUCUUUUUAUCAGGAUUUUAUAAAAUACAAACACAUCAGUGUUCUGAUCACAGGUUAUAUGAGGGUCCAUCAGAACACAGUUCAGUCCAUCUUAGACGGUACCGAGUCCAGAACCGUCCCUGCUGUUUCUGGAUCAUCUGUAGAUGAUGGUAAGAGGUCACACACUCUUUAGCCUCCAGACUCUAGGUGGCAGCACAUGGAGAGAAAUAACUCCAGGACACAGUGAACCUCUUUAAACGGUUUAAAAAAGACCCUCGCCGCGCCCCGCCCCCUGCCCCGCCCCCUGAAAACCACAGACUGUUAAAUUGUGUCAUUAAAUGUCCCCUCAGGUCACAGACACAGAUGUGGGGAUUUUCUCAGCCACCUGCUCAGACUCGUAUGACCUUUUUCUCACUCAGACGCCUCGUUCAGAUAUUUCACUUUUUAGAUCCACAAAAACUGCAGGAACUUUAACGUUUAGUCAAGAACUCCUAUUAGGACUUGAACUCGGCGUUGAAAACACCGACACCACGUCGUUCCUGAGUGUUUGUUUGGUGUUGACUUGUAGAAACUGGUCUGGUUUUUAGUUUAUUCCAGUUUUCACUGUCAUGACGCUGAAGUUUAAAACAACAAACACUUCAAAAAGGGAGUCGUAGUUUUACUUCUGAAUCUGACGCCCACCUGUGGUCGCUCUCUCUCUCUCUCUCUCUCUCUCUCUCUCUCUCUCUCUCUCUCUCUCUCUCUCUCUCUCUCUCUCUCUUCAAACUCUGAUCUUUAUAGUCGAGUUUUUUAGGAUUGAAGUUUUUUUAUCCUGAACAGAAGUGACGACGGCAGCAGCAGUAAAAAAAUCCACCCAGCUUGUUGUGAGUGACGCUGAGACACUUCAGCUCACCCACAGUCUUUCACUUUAUUGUUUCACUUCAUCCUGAACGUGUGGGCUCUUCAUCACCUCCUCUUCCUCAUCUGACGUUGAAACUUUAACCUUUUAAAUCGGUCACACAGAGACCACCGCGGAGGCAUCAGGUGGGCGAGUGUUCGCUGAACACAAGAAGAAGAAACGUCAGACCGACCCACUCUCACACCUCCACCUGUGCUCCUCCACCGGCGGGGGUCUUAGUGGGGGUUAGAUUGACUGUGGUGGGACCGCCGGUGACGUGGAGAGACUACGAUUAUUACAAACAAACAAACAUUUGUUGAUUUAAAUCUAAUUAUUACAAAACAGUAACGAGGAUAAAACGAUCGUAUUCGCCGUAUUUACAAUAAAGUUCGUGUCCGACGACCAAACUUCAGAUCUGUAAACUUACUAACGAGUAAAUUGAUUUACUGAGCAGCUAGAAAAAUGACUGGACUGAGUUACUGAGAGGAUUAUAAAGCUAAAAGUAGGUGGUUAACAUUCAUCAAGAACACCGUCCUGUUUAAUGUUGAGCAGAAAAAUGAAACUUUUCUUUAGUUGGCGACAGAAAUCGUGACUUUAGACAAAAACUGUAAAUUAAAUCCUGCAGAUCUGAACGGUUCCGUGUCUGAAAAGUCGAGUUUUGACCCUGCAGCCCGAAAAGCUCCUCCCUCCCUGGAUUUUCAGGUCACAUCUCUUGUUUUGGGCCGAUAGUGAUUUCAUUACAGAGCGUCACCAUCUGGUUUACUGUGAGGGAAAGAACCUCAGUGUCAAACAUUUGAAUUUCUGCCAAGAACCCACAGAGAGCGAGGAGAGCGGCGACCAGAGUUGGUUUCAGAAUGACUCGAACAAACAACUCUUGUUUUCACACCUUGACGUCUCUGUUGAUUUGAUGCACAUUUCUGACGGCAGCAAAGACGAGCAGAAAAUCGAUUCUUCGUAGUCCCAGAUUAUGUUGUUAUUGGAUUUGUGGUUUUGACAUAUCAGGUGAGAUGAAACGUAAUCCACUAAUAAGACCGAGAACAGCGGAGUCUGAGUUUCAUCCCCUUCAUCUUUGCAAAACAAAUAACCCAAGAAGUGAAUCAAUACAAGAGUGGAAAUGACUUUAAUGAAAUCAGAUUUGAUUAUUGAUCCCUGAAGGUAAUAAGGCGUCAGACACAGAUCUGACAUUUUUCAUGGUUAUCUUCGCAGCGCAGAGUCAGAGGCGUUUUUAUCCUCCGAGAAAACGUCAGUUUUUUUAAGAUGCUCUCGGUAACCGUCAAGAACAUUUCAUAUAUUUCAGUUUGUUAAUACAGUAACAGUCUUCGCUCGCCAUGACCAGAACAGCUGUUUACGAACAGAAUCGAACGCUCUCUUUAUUUAUAAAGACGGUUUCAUCGAUCAGGAAUAAACAUGAUAAAGACAAACAGAAAUAUGUUUCUGAAGUUUCUGUUCAGAGUUCAUGAAGAUAUCUCAGCUGCUUAUAGGAGAAGGUUUGGGGUCAAACAGCCGGACUUUGUCUCAGAUUCUAGACCAAGAAAAAACACGUGUCUACAUUCAGCUGACGUGUCCUCAGUUAUUCCCUUUUUUUGGUACUUUCUCUCUUUUUGGUGUCAGGGAGGAGGCGUCCUGUUUGGUCUCUGUGGACCAGAGUCCGUUUGUCCUCGGUCUGAGGAGUGAGAACGGAGAUCUUCUGCUGAAUGAGCGAGUUCAGGUCACUGAGGGCGCCAAGACCAAGGAGAGACACCUGUUCCUGUUCAGAGACGUGAUCGUGUUCGCCAAACUCAAGUAAGCCGUGAUCGUAGAAACGAACGUUCGUCAUGAUUGAAAGAUGAAGUUUUUUAAUGAUCAGCUUCAAACCGUCACAUGAUUCUGUGUUUGUGUGGUUAGAAUAAAACAUUGAAAGAGGAACUAAAAAGGAAACUAGAGUCUGAACUGAGACUGUUGGGGAAUCUCCGAGGAGUCAGUCUGUUUGUGAAGUUCUUUGGUAUUCACCCAAAAACCUUCAUAUUAGAGAGGAAGUUCAACUCUGGUCACUAAAGUCAGAGAUAUUUAUAAAGACGCAGGUUUACUCUUUUACAAAGUUAAAACUGUCUUUAUCUACAUUUUCUAAUUUCUCCGGUUUGACGGAGAUUUUAAUGAAAAUUUACCGUCUUUUGUAUCGAACAGCAAAGACAGAAAGGUUUUUAAAUAAUCAAAGUGUUUUAAUUCAGUCUGACUGCAGCUGUUUGUCACAGUGAGUGGAAGUUUUGUAGCUGUGGAGUGGGAGGACAAUCACACUCAUCUCUGAACCACAAUCAUCCCACGGUUACUGGAGGUGCAGAGCAGGAAAAACACUGAUGAAGUAAACAGAGCGAGAGUCUUCAACGUUUAGAUGCUGUUGACCAAAAACUCUCAUCAUGAAGUUCCUUUCAUUUUCAUCUCAGUGAUGGAGACAGAAACAGUCAGAAAAGUCUUUGAUCUUUUGACCGACUGAUCAAAGUUCAACAUGAAAACAGACAGAAAACUUUUAUUAAGAUUCCAAACAGACAAAUAUGAGUCUGAACUCUGUUUUUAUAAACGAAAAUCCAACCGCCUCUGCGUUAAAAGUCAAAUACGAGCCGCUGACCGCUGUUAUAAACACGCCGGACCUGCAGGUGGUGGUAUUUACCAAAACGUUUGACUCAUUCUAUCCAAUCAGAGCGAGCGUCUCUUUCUCGUCAUCACUUCUCCAAACAAAAACAUAACGCCGCGUCGAUGGUUCAUGACCGAACAAAGAGGUGGAAAAGCUUUUCAACCAGGUGAACAAAGAGACACGACAAAGCUGGAAGACGGUUCUUUGGUGGAGACAUCCUGACGUCAACAAAGUUAGCGUUAGCUGUCGCAGACGUUUGGGAAUCUAUGUCCAAACAAAGUUUUCAAAAACUGUUUUUAAUGACGUAAUCCUGCAGUUUCAUGUGGACGAUAGGAUAAUAAACGUAUAAAUAUAUUUGUAUUCAUUUGAGCAAAUCCCCGUCUGCGCGUGGAAACAGAGAGUUAUCCAAGGUCACUCUGAGGAGAGGCGUCUCUCAAACUAGACGUAAGCUUUUAGACUAGAUCUCCUCGUUCUGUUUGACAGGGAAGGAGGUCGACCUGGUUAGCUCCUCCUCCUCCACCAAGACCCAAAUACACAAAUGUUAACUACACAAUAAUCCAACAACCAACUAAACACAAGAGACACGACUCUGACGAAGGGAUGAUGAAAAAAAAUCUGUAUUUCUAUAAAAGAGUCCGACUCUCCGGUUCGCAGGACGAGUUUGUCUGAGGCGAGAAAGUUUCUGUUGUUGUUUUAGGGAAUUAUCGACAGUUUUCAUGUUUCCAGGGAACAGAAUCACUGAUUUUAGUCAGUGAGGUUAUGAAGAAAAUACAGUAAUGGUUGAUAAUCAAAAUAUUAGAUAACAAAUAUAAAUGAUUAUUCAAGAGGAGGAAAAUGGGGAACAGCCCUAAACCGGAGGGUCGAUGGUCCUUUAACCUUUUACUGAAACAGACAGAAGAUAUUUUCUUUCUCACGUAACGUUGAGGUUCAUUUUUCAUCCAAACACAUGAUAAGUGUUAAAAAAUGAUGAUUUUUGCUCUUUUAUAAUUAAAAACAGGUUCAAGUCCGUCACACAAAAACACGAAACCAUUUUAUAAAAGUGAAAUAAAAACAGAAAAACCUUCUUUUCUGUUUUUAUUCUCAUUCAGGUCGACUGCCAGCUACCGUCUGAAGCACAGAGUGAGUCUGGAGGAUAUCUGGAUUUAUGGAUUUGAAGAUGAGGACGGACGGGGAGAGAGGAGGGACAUUGACGUGGCGGUGACCAUCGUCCUGGCCUGGGCGCUCUCCUUUCAUUUGGUCUGUUUCCGGUGAGCAGACGUGAUGUUUCUUUUCUAAUAUUUUAAUAUUGAAAAAUAUUUUAGUUCCUUGUCUGAUUCACUGCUUGUCUUUAUUUUGUUCAUGAGAUCGCUGCUUAAAAAUCGUGGUAUUGAAACUUAAUAUUUAUUGGUAAUAGAUCAGAUAUUUGAACCAAAGUGAUCAUGUUUGUCUCGGCUGAAGCUAACCUCCGAUGUUUAAUGGAUGUCAGAGAGUUCAGGUCUCAUUGAUCAGGAGUUUAGCACAAGAUCACUUAUCUUAACGUGUUUAUAUGAUAAUAUUUACACCAGGUUAGUCAAAGGAUUUUCUGAUGUCUGCAUUUUAAAAACUGGACAAAAAUAAAGAUUCAAAUCUCUGAAACUCUGAUUCAGUCAGCUCUCUGUGUUCAAACAUGUCAUGGUCAAAAAUAAGAAAUGGUUUUAAGUUUAUUAAACUAUGAUCACAUGAUAAAAACACUUUGACUGUGUUGAUGUUUGAGUUUUGGAGAUCAGGUGUUUCUGGUGAUGUUUCCACAUGAUUCCUGAUCGUCUCCGUUUUUCUGUCUUUAUUACGUUACAGAGACGCUUAAAAACACGAGUGACUGGAUUUGGAUGAUUAAAGAUGUUAAUUUUAUUUUCUUCAUGUUGAUAUAACAGCUCACGUACUUCAACAGGAUCUUUCUUGUUUUUUUUCUAGUUUUGUCAGUUAUUAGUUCAACAAAUCUGAGCGACAGGAUUCUCAUAAAUGAUCAUGUGAUUUUUGACCUUUCAUGAAACAGAAGUAAGAAAAAGAAAGUCAUCUCUGCAGCUUCACAACAGGCAAAAACAGGAAGUUGUGAAGUUGACCAACAAACCGAAUUCUCCACGACAGUUGGUCAACAUCAGCUGAUUUUAUCAGGAGACACUUUUUCAGUCAAAGACUCUCCACGAUGUUUUUGACCUGAAAGGUGUCUCCCAUCUGUCCUCUCACAACAGACGCCUCAGUGUUCUUCAUCAUCAUCUUCAUCAGCUUCGAUAUUUUCUUAAAGUCUAAAAGUUUAUUUUUUUUAAUGAGGUUUCAGUCCAAAGAGGACGAUGAACCCUGCGGUGGUUUGAAGUUACUUUAGAAGAAUAAAGGUCAUUUCUGGUGAUUUGAACUCUCAGAGCUCCUCGUUUUUCAGACUCUAGUUCUGCAGACGGCGAAGAGGCUGCAGGUUAUUGAAAAGUGGAACUCAGGUGUUUUUGUCGUCAUCAUGUUUUUCCGAUGAUGGUCUGAGAGCUGAGGUCGAAAUGUUAGAGUGAAGGAGGAAGUGGAAGGUGUCUGGUCGGGGAGCUGCCGUGACGCAGCUUCCUGUUCCCAUGACUGAGUGACACUUUCCACCCGAGUUGUUAAAAGAGUGUGAGCGCGCUCAUUUGGACUCAUUCAUCCUCCGAGUGUCUCUGUGUGGAUUAGUAACUCGUACCAUGUUGUUAUUUCGCCGACAGCUCGCCUGAGGUGAAAGAACGCUGGUUAGAUACGCUCCACAGGUGAGAGAGUUUCUUUUAUUUCUCAUUUAUCUUCCUCUUCUCUCCAAGAUGAACAUCGAUGGCGCUUAGAAACUCGGACUUUAAAAGAGAUUUGGCUUCUUACCAAACGAACACGACUGUAACCCUGUCCAGCUGGAAUAAGUCGUAAAUUUGUCAAAUGUAUUUUAUCUUGAUAUAGAAAAACUAAAGACGCACAAGCGAGAGUUGGCUGUGCUUCUCCGCCUCUGGACGUCCUCAUGAAGGUGUUGAGCGGCAGCAUCGCAGUAAGUUUGAUCGGAAAACCUUCGACUUUUUUAACGUGAAGCUUCCUCCGAACUCGCUCUCACUGGUUUCUCCUUUUUAGACUAAAACUCUAACAGGAGGAGGAAUGGAUCCAUUUAUCGAGUCUCCCAAAGAUGUGAGUUAACUCUUUGUUUUCAUUUGCUUUAAAAGAGAAAGACCCUGAACCCUCGUACUAAAUAAAUACAUGUUUAAAAUGGAGUUUUAAUGGUAAUAAAAAAGCAAUGACAAAGAUUUUAAACUAAGAUGAAUAAAGAUGCACACGGUUAUGGGCUUUUUGUUGUUUUACACCCUCGUCUGUUCACGGCGUGAUCGACAAAUGAGAAAAUCAAGCCCCUCCCUGCUUCCCGUUCCUUUUUUCAUCCUCAUCACCAUGUUGUCGUUUCUUUAUGUUGUUACCAGGGAGAUAUAAAUAUAUCUGCUCAACUGAAGCAGUUACAUAACCGGGAGGACAAGCCGACACAGCCCAUUGGUGAGUUUAAAAGUGCCUGUUAUUGAAAGAGGGAGGGGCUUAAUGACGGCGUGAAAAUGAGAAACCACAAAGUUAGAAAUCUGACGCUAAUAAGAAAGUGGAAACUCUUCCACAUGCCGUGACAGAAACUGAAGAAACGUUUGUUCUUAAGAAUGAAACUUUUUCAGAAACCAAGUGGAACCUGGUGAAGAAACUGAGGAAAGGAUCGAGUUUCAGUGUCAAAGUUCACCGAUCAGAUCCAGGUCCGAAGAUCCAGCUGUUUGGACAACCGCUCUGCAAGAUCAACCCGGACCACGGCUCGCUUCCAAAACCAGUCCUGGUGAGUCGGUUUUCUAAACGUCUCUGAGGAACAACAAGAACCUUUUCACUUCUUCACCUGCUUCUUUAACUUCUCAGUUUUAUGCUCUGGUUUUUUUUUUGGGGGGGGCGGGGUUUAUAGGUCAGCUGGUUAGAAUGAAGGUGUAAACAACAAACACCUGCUCUGCUGACCUUUAAUACACAGACGCCGUUUCUAAGAAUUAACCAAUGAGAGCAGGAAGCCGUUCAACCACACGAGCCGCACAUCGUUCAGUCUACGCUCAGAACAGCGAGUUUGUUUUUGCUGAAGCAGACUGACCUUUAACCUUUAACCUGCUAACCCGUGUCUUCACAGGAGAUGCUGCUGCUGCUGAGGAAGAAAGGUCCGUCCACAGAGGGGGUGUUUCGUAAACCGUGCAACAACAAAAAAAUGAAGGACCUCCGGGAUCAGCUCAACAGUGGUCAGGAGGUCGACCUGGAGAACCAGCCCGUGGUUCUGCUCGUCGGGCUCCUCAAAGUGAGUUUUUGGAAAGAUGAAGUUUUUAUUCCACGUCUGAAAAAUGUUGAAGCUGCUGCUGCUGAAAACUUUAGUCCAAACAGACGACGUGACGUCGCCUCCCGUCACUCUGAAGUUUGUGCCGUAGUCUUCGGUGGGGGGGGGUUGUGAUGACGCUCUGCUUCAACAGCAGACCCCCUCCCAUUGGCUGUAUCAGGUGUCAAUCAUUGAAAACAUGAACCCCCUAAUAACUUUUAAAAAUGGAGCUGUACAGAAAAAAGAGGACUUGAGCACAAACCAGUCUGACAGUAACUACAUGUCAACAUCACAACCAGGGGGGAGAAACAUUUAUAUUCUGUGUCAUUCAUUUAGAAAGUUUGUCCAUAAGGAGGCGGGGCUUAUGACUGUCACAGUAGUUUAAUUACAAAGAUGUUUGAUGGUAUUUGGUCGUGUCUUCAUGGUUUUUAUUCCUGUUUUCUGACCUGAUGAGUUGAAGAGUUCAGGUUGUUUGUCUUUCUAAAUGUCGCUCAUUAUCAGUCUGUCUGUCCGUCUGUCUGUUGUAGAGUUUCCUGAAGGAACUUCCUGGCAGCCUGCUGGUAUCUGAACUUUACGAUGACUGGAUAAGAGCUCUCGACAACGAAGACACCCAGCAGAGAACUGCGGAAAUGAUCAAGUAAGUCAUCAAUACUUUUGAUUGACUCCUGAAUCUGAAAUGAGCUGCAGCUUAUUUUUCAUGACAUGUUGAUAUGAGAGCGUGUCUUUAACAGCAGUUACUGUUGUUCUUAGUGAAGUUGUUUGAAUGUGUGAAGGCUGAACAUAAACCACUUCCUUCUUUUCUCGUUUGUUUAAAAAAAGGAAGACAGCCGUAGAAAAAAGUGUGCCAAGCUCACGUCUUCUUCCUGUUCUCUUUUCUCUGGACCCGCCGAUAACAGGGUGGUAGACACGCUGCCUGCAGCCAACAAGCUCCUCCUGCAGCACCUCGCCUGCGUCCUCCAUCACAUCCUGCAGAGCGCUGACAUCAACAAGAUGGACGCCUACAACCUGGCGGUGUGUAUUGCCCCCACGCUGCUGCAGCUGGAUGUCUCCCUUCUGGACGAGCAGGAGAAGUUAAAAAAAGUAAGAAGUUCAGUUCUGACUGCUCUUUCUCACUUUGAAGCUUUGUGGUCCUCGGAGCAGAAAACCUCAGAGCAGUUUCAGACAAACUCCGUACAGACUCGGAGGAAACGUAACGAGAACGAAAAGAAACGAGGAUCCUGAACUAAAGAAGCGCCGCCCUGUCUCUGUUUUUAUAAAACUGUUGGACGUUUAAUUAACAUUAAUUAUAACUGUAUUAAUAAACAUUAAUUACUGUACUGUAUAAUAACUGUAUUAAUAAACACUUCUGAUAGAUUCCUGUAAGAGACUGACUGUGUGUGUUUUUUCUCUGAAGGUCACAGAACUCACCAAGUUCCUGAUUGAACGAUGUGAGAUCCUCGGAGAAAACAUCCCGAACCUGCUCGACACGGACGAAGGUGAGAGUUCAAGAAACAACAACUCUCUAUCCUGUCUGUGUGUGUCUGUGUGUCUGUGUGUGUGUGUGUCUGUGUGUGUGUGUAUGUGUGUGUGUGUGUCUGUGUGUGUGUGUGUGUGUGUGUGUGUGUGUGUAUCUGUGUGUGUGUGUGUGUGUGUCUGUGUAUGUGUGUGUGUGUCUGUGUCUGAGUGAGUGUGUGUGUGUGUGUGUGUAUCUGUGUGUGUGUGUGUGUGUGUCUGUGUAUGUGUGUGUGUGUCUGUGUCUGAGUGAGUGUGUGUGUGUGUGUGUGUGUGUGUGUGUCUGUGUAUGUGUGUGUGUGUCUGUGUCUGUGUGUGUGUCUGUGUGUGUGUGUGUGUGUGUGUGUGUCUGUGUCUGUGUGUGUGUUUGUGUGUGUCUGUGUGUGUGUGUGUCUGUGUGUGUGUCUGUGUGUGUCUGUGUGUGUGUCUGUGUGUGUCUGUGUGUGUGUCUGUGUCUGUGUGUGUCUCUGUGUGUGUCUGUGUCUGUGUGUGUCUGUGUGUGUGUCUGUGUGAGUCUGUGUGUGUGUGUGUGUGUCUGUGUCUGUGUGUGUCUGUGUGUGUGUCUGUGUGCGUGUGUCUGUGUGUGUGUGUCUGUGUCUGUGUGUGUGUUUGUGUGUGUCUGUGUGUGUGUCUGUGUGUGUCUGUGUGUGUGUCUGUGUGUGUCUGUGUGUGUGUCUGUGUCUGUGUGUGUCUCUGUGUGUGUCUGUGUCUGUGUGUGUCUGUGUGUGUGUCUGUGUGAGUCUGUGUGUGUGUCUGUGUCUGUGUCUGUGUCUGUGUCUGUGUGUGUCUGUGUGUGUGUCUGUGUGUGUGUCUGUGUGUGUCUGUGUCUGUGUGUGUGUCUGUGUGUGUCUGUGUGUGUGUCUGUGUGUGUGUCUGUGUGUGUCUGUGUCUGUGUGUGUGUCUGUGUGUGUCUGUGUGUGUCUGUGUCUGUGUCUGUGUGUGUCUGUGUGUGUGUCUGUGUGUGUCUGUGUGUGUGUCUGUGUCUGUGUGUGUCUCUGUGUGUGUCUGUGUCUGUGUGUGUCUGUGUGUGUGUCUGUGUGAGUCUGUGUGUGUGUCUGUGUCUGUGUCUGUGUCUGUGUCUGUGUGUGUCUGUGUGAGUCUGUGUGUGUGUCUGUGUCUGUGUCUGUGUCUGUGUCUGUGUGUGUCUGUGUGUGUGUCUGUGUGUGUGUCUGUGUGUGUCUGUGUCUGUGUGUGUGUCUGUGUGUGUCUGUGUGUGUCUGUGUCUGUGUGUGUCUGUGUGUGUCUCUGUGUGUGUCUGUGUCUGUGUGUGUCUGUGUGUGUGUCUGUGUGAGUCUGUGUGUGUGUGUGUGUCUGUGUCUGUGUGUGUCUGUGUCUGUGUGUGUCUGUGUUUGUGUGUGUGUGUGUGUGUGUGUGUGUGUCUGUGUGUGUCUGUGUGUGUUUCUGUGUGUGUCUGUGUGUGUGUCUGUGUGUGUCUGUGUGUGUGUCUGUGUCUGUGUGUGUCUCUGUGUGUGUCUGUGUCUGUGUGUGUCUGUGUGUGUGUCUGUGUGAGUCUGUGUGUGUGUCUGUGUGUGUGUCUGUGUCUGUGUCUGUGUCUGUGUCUGUGUGUGUCUGUGUGUGUGUCUGUGUGUGUGUCUGUGUGUGUCUGUGUCUGUGUGUGUGUCUGUGUGUGUCUGUGUGUGUCUGUGUCUGUGUGUGUCUGUGUGUGUCUCUGUGUGUGUCUGUGUCUGUGUGUGUCUGUGUGUGUGUCUGUGUGAGUCUGUGUGUGUGUGUGUGUCUGUGUCUGUGUGUGUCUGUGUCUGUGUGUGUCUGUGUGUGUGUGUGUGUGUGUGUGUGUGUGUGUCUGUGUGUGUCUGUGUGUGUCUGUGUGUCUGUCUGUUUGUGUCUCAAGUAAAACGUUUUUCUCUCAAACUUCAUAAAUCUGAAAACUUCUGAAGCUCAGUUUUAUUGUCCGUUCUUUGCAGACUCCUUGUCUUCUCAACAUCAUGACUCGGCGUACGACAGCACCGACCCUGAUGGAGAUGGCGAGGCGGGGGACUGUGCGUACACCACACAUGGAGGGAGGGGGUCGUCUUCCUCCCUUGGUCCAACUUCUUCCUCCUCCUCUUGGCCAGCAAACUCUUCCCUCGACACGAAGUCACCGUUCAACCGCCGCUGCUCGGAGCCCAUCAUCCUCCUCUCUGCCGACCUCAACAGUGUGUGUGUCCACGCCAGGAGCCAUGACGACUGCUCGGUGAAGAGGAGGGUCUUCGAGGAGCAGCCGUUAAAGAAGCCGAUCUCAGAUGACUCUUUCCUGCUUAAAGGACAAGGUGGAGUGAGUCAGGUGUUAAUGUUUCCAAAACUCAGCAGCAGUUCCAACAUGGCAGGUCAUCACAACUGCUCAUGUUCUUCCUUAGAGAGCGCUGCUUCCAACCAAUCAGAUAGUUCUGUUUUCACAAGCUCUCCAAUAGGGUCUCCGACCGGCCACAGGAAAGCAAACAACCAGCCAGUUAGAGCUCAGAAGGACAUUCCCCGACCAAUCUCAGAUGAGAAAAGACGUUCACAGUCGAUGAGAGUGGCCACAAAAGUCCUGCUCAGGACCAGGAGUUUAGGAACCUUCAGAGGAAGCAGCAUGAAGAGAGAGUCCCAGAAAGACAACGCUUUCCCGUGUGAAACUCUGCAGGAGGACUCUCAGAGUGAAGCUGACCCACCAGCUGAUCUCCUGCACAGGCCACGCCCCCUCUCAGCCAUCGAAGUGUUUAAGCACGUCGACAGCCGGCUGCCCUGCAGCCCUCCAACGUAUGAACAUGCGGUUCUGAGUGCAGGUCUUCCUCCACAUUACAGAUCUAUGACUGUGCAGGACGCCGUACAGUUAGAGAGAAGGUCCCGCCCACCCUCAAUAAAUCUGGACUUCCCAUCUACCUGCUCCACCAAUCAGUACAUGGACUGUUUAAGUCAAGUCAAUGUGGUCGAGCGGCGGCCUCCUUUCCGACAGAGAGCGAUGUCUGAGUCUGUGUCGACACGUCACCAUGAGGUCGUGACACGGAGAUGCAGUCAGCCCGUGUUCGAGGAGUUUUCAUACGCCAAGGAGUCAUACGUUUGAUUGAAUCUGUUAAAGAACGACUUUUGUGUUGAAACGUUUGUUAGUGUGACGUUUAAAGGGAGCAGAAAAAACAACAACGUACUCUUGAGUGUAUCUCCGUGUUUUAGGACGUGUUUCCUUUUGUAAGCGGCAGAGUUCGGCUUCAGAUCAUUUUUCUUUUUGUAAUUUUGAUGUUUCCCUCUGAGCAGCUCUGACUUCAGCACAUGUUUGUUUUUGAACACACGUAUAAUCCAGUGAAUGUCAAUAAUGUGUGGCCUGUAGGGUUGCAUGUUCUUGGUAGUACUAUUUAGAGUACAAUCUUAAAAGAAUAUGUCGUUACUAUGAUAGAUAUUUAGUCUAUCACAAUGAAGCUAUGACACAGGUUACUGUGGAUCAAAUAUGCUAUGACUUUUCCCUCUUUAACUUAGUGCUUUGUACAGAAAUGAAGGUCGUGCACUUUUUUGGGCUUUGUGUAAAUUUUUCUCAUCUUUGGUCUUUUUGUCUUUCACUACAUCACGGCACUUUUUCUCAUGACAACUUAUCUUAUAUUAAAGAAAUGACAGAUGAAAAUAGAUGACUAAUCUUUAAAUGAUGAAUGGUGUGAGGAAAUGGAUGGAACCACUCAAUAAAAGAUAAUUGAAAUGAUAAUUAAUUGCAAAGACAAUAAAUUAGGUGCAUUGUUUUAGUUUAUUCUACAGAUUUUCAUAUUAAUGUCGUGUUCCUGACUCACUCUUUCAACUUCAGUCAUUACAAGUAAAAUGGGGGUUGAGUUAGUUGCAUAACAUGUGCACAGAAACAUGCUGUUCUGACACUCCAACAGAAGGAAACCAGAGAUGGUCACAUGAGCGGAUUUGGUUUUUCUCUGAAUUGCAGUUCCUCCUUAUUUUGACUUCGUAUGUGCAGUCAUUAACUUCCUUUUUGAAGUGUUGCAACACAAUAUGUUCUCUCCAAAUAAGAUCAUUUAUGUCUUCUAGAACCUGCUCUGGAAUUUAAACUGUUAUUUGUUUAUCUUGUGAUAGGUAAAAUUAAUAAUUGUCACCUUUUAGCAGUUGUAGUAAGGAGGAUAAGAAGAGAUCCAGGAUCUCACAUACUUUUAAUCAUUUGUGACGUUUAAGAGAUCGCUGUUGCCUGCUUUAAGAUCACGGUUUAGUCCAAGGUGAAAUUUAAGAAAACCAAACAUGUACGCAGAGAUGUCUUUGUAGGUCCUUCAUGGUUGUGAAUGUACAAAAGAUGCUCCCUCUGUGCAUGUUUGUUUCAUUGUGUUUUGCCACGCCGGUGAGUUCUUACACUGCCGAGGUCCCUGAACGCACCACACUCGUACCGCUCGGCUCAAAGCGAACAUCGGCUGAACUAUCCCUCCGUAUAUCUACAGUGUGUCGUCCACUGAACCGUAAGUUACGACGUUUACUCCUGUGUUACACUUUGUGGAUGUUGAUCCAUAUGAGUCUUUAAUUACUUAACUGUAGUUUUUGCCUUUAGUUUGUAUGAUAUAAUGAGCUACUAAUGCUAAUUCAUGCCGCUAAUGAGCGACAUGGGAGCUAGCUGUGAAUUAGCAGUAGCCUCAAAGGUUAAAGCUACGAUGUUUCUAAUUUCUGUUUAAUUAUUGCACUUAUUAAUGCUGAGUCUAAAUUUAAUUAAUAAUCUAGAGCUGUAUCAUUCUUUUCUGAUUACAGAUAUACAUCUACUUCACAAUGUUUAUACAGAGGUCAUAAGAGGGUAAAACUUUAUUGCUGGACUCAGUUUUCAUACAAUAUUAUGAGAUUUUUAUGAUAAUAUACUAUGACAAAUAAAUGAUACCAUACUG
Messenger RNA from Xyrichtys novacula (pearly razorfish), 15609 nucleotides. NCBI's taxonomy places the organism in Eukaryota, Metazoa, Chordata, Actinopteri, Labriformes, Labridae. The record is from the annotation of a GenBank genome assembly.